AUGUCAGAAGUCGAAAACCACUUUACAGUCUUCAUCAGGCUCCCUUUUAAUAGAGGGGGUUUUGUUGACCCUCCACCAGUAGCCUGGAAUGCAGCCAAAGAAAAGGAGCUAUGGGAGAUCAUCUCACGGCAGUCAAAGAGCAACGAGCUCAAUUGGAAGGAAUUAGCUGAAAGAUUUGAUGUUACCCAGCCUUUCCUUCUUCAGAAAGCAGCAUGGCUGUACGAACGACAGCUAUCUCAAGUGAGGGCCCAGAUGCGCAAGGUAGGAUCGCGGCAGUCGUCAACCCCUUCGCCUGCCCCAGGUUCCAUGUCGGGAAGUGCCUUCGGUGGGCAAGCGAUGAAGCGAGAUGGGAGUGGAGGCUCGCAAGUCCCUUCUAGAUUGUCAACGCAGGCCAGAGAUAGUCCUUCCCUAAGAGGAGAAGUCAGCGUUCCAGGGACUCCGAAUAAAGUCAAAGCGCCACAAACAUUGAAAAUGGGCUCAGCCGCAACCGCCUCCCAUUCUCGGAGUGGCUCUAUCACGGAGCAGAGAAUGCCACUUCCUAUUUCGCGACACGCUUCUAAGGAUGCGCCAACCAGGCCAAUGGAUCUACGCUCGCGGGCAACGACAGUUCAACAGGAGCCUUUGACACGAUCUCCGAAAGAAUUGCAGCUGUCUUCUCCUUCUUCGUCUGAGCAGUCGGAGAAUGAGACAGCCUCUAAGCCCACGGUCAGUAAUCGUCUAAGACCGUCUUCAGCUCGAAAUAGGCCUCAACCCACACGCACGCAUCAAUCAUCGCCCUCAGAUGAGGGAGGCGAUGGUGAGGAUGAGGAUGAGGAUGACACAUCCCCUUUCCUUCCAUUCGCCGCUGCAUCAAGCGCCAGUACACAUCACCCCACUCAAGACCAGAGCGCAACCCUUCGCGGCGGCUUCGGCACGCCACCACGUGCAGUUAUGCCGACUACUACCCGGCGAGGCACUAUGGAGCGAAUUACUUCCACUAGCGUAAGACCUGCUGUGCUUGUGCCUCAGCAGCAGAUGACCUCGUCCGCUAGCUCAAAUUCAUCUGGACCUGGCAGCUCUGCACCCGCGGUUCGACCAUCACAGCUAUCUGCGCCUCGGCACACUAAUCCACCUUCUCACUCUGCUACUCCGCUGAGUCCUCGGCGUGCUGCUGAGCUUGCUGCUGCUGGACUUUCACCUCUUCGCAGACCUGGGAGUGGCAGGGAAGGGAGCGAUGGUAGUCCAAGCAUGGGUAGCAGCUUCUCUGAUCUUGAUGAUGCCAGUGUGACGCAAAGUGCGUUGGAAGAGGCGUUACUAAGUAACAUGCAGCACGGGGGCAGCGGGGGUGUAGCAAGUCGCAUGAGCACGAUAAGUCAGGCUUUGCGGUCUCGAGUGUUUGAUCAAGGAGGGAGAUAA
Molecule: messenger RNA, 1395 nt
Organism: Endocarpon pusillum Z07020
Lineage: Eukaryota; Fungi; Ascomycota; Eurotiomycetes; Verrucariales; Verrucariaceae
Exons: 6
Coding region: 1-1395 (464 amino acids)
Biological process (GO): autophagosome assembly
Cellular component (GO): phagophore assembly site
Source: RefSeq, a predicted model, not a curated record